This is a messenger RNA of Micromonas commoda, 1572 nucleotides long. RefSeq lists its product with no specific name. Bases 1 to 1569 code for a protein of 522 amino acids. Gene Ontology annotation, biological process: regulation of DNA-templated transcription elongation; mRNA export from nucleus. The transcript has a single exon. NCBI's taxonomy places the organism in Eukaryota, Viridiplantae, Chlorophyta, Mamiellophyceae, Mamiellales, Mamiellaceae. Gene Ontology annotation, cellular component: THO complex part of transcription export complex. The record is from RefSeq and is a predicted model, not a curated record.
AUGCCGCGGCUGCUGGACCUCGCGCUGACGCUGAGCGAGACGGGCGUCGUCGAACCCGCGUGCGUGUUUAACGCGCUGGAACAGCUGGUGGAGACGUGCACGAUCGCGGACUGCGAGGACGUGUUCACGUGGGUGGAGGCGCGGCGGGGACGGCUGAGCGCGGAUGCGCUGUGGCGACGGGGCAAGCUGGUGAUGCUCCGCACGUGCAACGAGCUGCAGAGACGGCUGAGCAAGACGGCGGACACGGUGCUCCGCGGCAGGGUUCUGCUCCUGUUGUCGUCGCUGUACCCGCUGUCCGAGCGGUCGGCGCUGAACCUGGGCGGGAACUAUAACGCGGGGAACACCACCGAGCUGGAUGAGCUGGACGCCGACACUGCAGAAGCGACGGAUGCAAACGCAAAGGCGGAAGGGGUCGUCGUGGACCGCGCCUUCUACGAAACGUUCUGGAGCCUCCAGAAGUUCUUCUCCAACCCCCCCGCCGCGCUCGAGCCCGCCGCCGGGUGGAAAACCUUCUGUGUAUCCCUUCGGUUGGUGCUGGACAACUUCGAGACGCACCGGCUUGAUAAGAUGUCGUCGGGGGGAGUUACACCCGGAGUUAAACCCUCGGUCCCGUCGGGCGCGACAUACGUCGAAGCCGGCAUCGACGCCGGGACCAAGUACCUCACCGCCGCGCCCCUGCUGCACCUUCAGCUGAGGGACCCCGCGUUCCGACGGCACUUUCUCGUGCAGUGCGCAGUUUUCCUGGGUUUUUGCACGUCCCCGCUGUACAAGGGUGUCGACGCCGCGGACGCGAGGGACGCGAAGAAGCGCGUGAUGGAGGCUAUUCGCCAAACCCCGCCGCACGGCGAGGAGUUCGCCGCCGCCGUCGCCCUGGCGCUGCGCCGCGAGGAGGGUUGGGUGCUGUGGAAGCGCGAUAACUGCAAGGACUUCGAGCGCGAGCCCGAGGCGCCCCGGCCACCGCCGCCCGCCCCCCCGGUGAUGCGACGACGACUAAGACCUGGCGCCGCGGCUCCGGCGGUUCCCCCCGAGAAGCGCGUCAGGCUCGGUAACCCCGAGCUGGACCGGCUGUGGAACCUCAGCGAGGACAACGUCAGCGCGCUCGGGGAUAAGAGGGACGCGGCGCCCACCGCGGAGGUGUACCUGCAAAACGUCGUCGACGACAUGGACCCCGAGGCUCAAAUCGAGGAAACGUACAAGAGCAAAAACGACAAGACGUACGUGUGGAAGGCUCUGCGACUCAUCGCCAAGGCGGACAUGGGCGCGUUCCAGCGGCUGGGCGCGGAGGACAUGGAAACGGUGGUGCCCGCGAUGCUGGGCGUGGAGCCCCCGGGGAGACCGACGGGGACGGAUGCGGAUGGGGGGACGGAUGGUGGGGGGGACGGGGAGGGCGGGCCAGCGGCGAUGGAGACGGAUGGGGGCGGGGACGCGUCGAAGGAGGCGAACGAGCCCGAGGCGGAGGAGGGCGGGGAAGCCGACGGGGAGGAGGACGAAGCCGACGGGGAGGAGGAAGCCGACGGGGAGGAGGAGGAGGAGGGGGAGGAGGAGGGGGAGGGGGAGGAGGACGAGUAGUAG